AUGGUUGGAAAAAUGCCAAUUGCAACUAGUACGAUUGUUCCAAAGAACAGUAAAAAUAAACAAAAAAAAAUAUCAUCCACAAAUGAAUCUCACUUGAAAAUAUUUAGAAAGACUCAGGCCUGUGAUAGAUGUCGUUUAAAGAAAGUUAGAUGCGAUGGUUUGAAACCUUCGUGCUCAAAUUGCGCUAAAAUUAAUUUUGUUUGUACUCAUGGUGAUAAAUUGGCUAGAAGAGGUAUUCCAAAAGGUUAUACAGAAUCACUGGAACAAGAAGUAGUAAGGUUACAAAAUUUGUUAUCAGAACAAGAGGGACAUAAUAAUAAAGGUGCAGAACCGAAUACACCGGUUUCCAAAGAAAAUCCGGAAUUGGUAUUAUCCUUUAUUAAUGAUAAUUUUCAUAAAUUUACAAAUUAUAAAGUGAAAGUGGAUAAUGACAGACAAAUGUUUUUAGGACAUAGAACUUGGAAUAAAAUAUUUCAUAUUGAAAAUGAUAUGUUGAAUAAUGAAACAGACAAUGAAAUUCACAAAUUUGAUGAUUUUGAGCCAAUCUUAAUGACUUUAAUGAAACAACAAUUGAAAUUGAACGGGAAUAACUAUAUUUAUCCUCAUUUUUUAAUAAACCAGUAUAGAAAUGAUACAUCUUUAAUUAAAUCUCAAUUAAUUCAGGCUGUUAGGCAAUUUUUCCUAACAAUUAAUUCAUUAAUUCCGAUAUUAUAUCCAUUCGAUAUCAUGGAGAAUUCAUUAAUAGAUAUGAUUAUUAUGGGGACGCAACAAACAGAUCAACUAGAAACAAAUACUACUAAGCCCCCACUAUUGAAAUUACUCAUUUUGCAAUAUAUCAUUCAAAUUAAUUGGAAUUGUUACGAUGAUAUGAUCUUAUUUCAAUUGACAAAAUUAAUUCUUAAUGCAAAUAUAUCAGAUAUUAAUAUGGUACAAUGUCUUAACCUUGCCACUUAUUACUUCAUGGGUUAUUGUCCUACUUUAAAUUCUUCAUUACAACAGACUAUAGUGAUGGAUUUGACUAAUAUGAAUUAUUCAAAAUGUCUGUCAAUGGCUCUAUAUAUUAAUCCUAAAAAUUUGCAUGAAGUGACUAAUGACAACAUACGACAUUUAAAAUCACAAACUAUAAAUAAUGAUGAAAACGACUCAAUUUAUAAUGUCACUUUUUGGUGUUUCCAAUUUUUAAAUUCUUGGUGGUCAUUAAUCCAAGGUUUACCCAAGGUGAAUUUCCUAAUUGAUGAAUUUCAACCAAAAGUAUUAAAGAUUCCUAUUUUAAAAUCUUUUUCAUUCUUAGUAGAUUUGGUGGUAAAAUCAUUGGAUGGAACAAAUUUACAAUUGAUAUUAGCUUCAGCAGAACGUUCGAAAUUGGUGGUGACUAUUGAAAAUUUUAGAAAUCAAUUGACUCGUUACAAACUAUAUCAUAAUUAUUUUGAUCAUGAUCAAAAUGAUCAGGAACUGUUGUCUAAUAAUAUUGCGACAAAUAAGCCAUUGAUGUUAGAGAAAUCAGAAUUUAUAGAGAUUAAUUUAACUUUAUUCUAUUUAAUUCUGACAUUAGUUGCAGAGUUAGAACCAGGGCAAACAUCUUCUAACAAUAAUGGGAAAGACAUAACGAUGGAUUCGCAAACGAUACUAGGUAAACAUGACUCGAUCGAAGAAAUUAGCUAUGAGAUAUUGACGUUAUACUAUUUAUUGAUUUUGCAUUAUAAUUCGUUGAAUACUACCUCUGGUAAAUCAUCACAUCAACCAUUAAAAUUUAAUUUAUUCCAUUUCUUGCCAAUUUCAAACGUUGAUUUAAUUAACACAUGCGAAAGUGUAUUAUGUGAUUGGUCAGAUAGAAUGUCUCAAGUAAUAGUACCGGGCGUUAAAGACGUCACUAACAAGAAAAUAUUAAAAAAUCAAUAUUAUUGGAAAUUUAAUAAAUUUAAACAAUUUUUGAUUAAGUGGUCUUUGUUAUGGUAUCAAAGUGAUAUAUUAACAUUGGAGAAACAACCUUUUAUCAAAUCCUUUAAUAUUGAUCUUUCGAUAUUUAAAGUUAAUGAACAUUUUCAAGUAGCUACCACUCCAUCUAUUUAUUUAAAACAGAUAUCUGAUUUCAAUGAUUCACAUUUCAAUUUGACAUAUAAUAAUUCUUUAAUUAGAACCAAUUCAAAGGCAAUCAUGGAACAAUUUAAUAUGUUUGCUUCAGGGAAUAAUGCAAACAACAAUAAUAACAUUCCAGGUACGAUUAGCAAUAGUCGUAAUCUUUCGACAUUGUUUAAGUCUUUAGCGACUCCGAAGUUAGAAGAAAUUAAUAGUAAUUUAUUUCUACCAACAGCAACAACAACCGAUACAAAUGCACAAGUUCAACAGGAUUUUACAAUCAAUGAUCCAAGUCAACCAAAUCCCUUAUACCUAUUGUCACCGUUAUUAAUUGGAAACCAAGAAGAUACAGAUGAUGGUUAUGCUGAAGAUGAUGAUGAGGGAUCCUGUGAUAACAUGGGACCCCUCGAGAUACCUUUUAAAACGAAAAGACGUACAGCAUCACUAUUUCAACAUCAUCAACACCCUAUUCCGUCACAAGGAGAACAGCAGCAACAGCUGCAACAUGGUGUCCAAAAUGAGAAAUCAAAGUCGAAUCAACUUAACGUCAAGAGUUUACUUUCCCCUAUUACGGUGGGAUCUUCUACGUCGUUAAAUGAGGAAGUAGGAGUGGAUAUAUCUCUAAACACUCUAAAUCCACACAAGAAGAGAAAGAUAGAUCAAACUGGAUAUAUGUUUUAUCCACGAGGGGAAGAUGAAAACGGGAUCCUGUCUCAACAACAGUCCCCAACAUUACCACUACCUCGUACUAGUUCGCUAUUGAGUUCAAGAGUUAUGCCUCCACCUUUCUCGGGAACUAGUAUAACUAGUAUAUCACAAUUACUUAUUCCAUCUGAUGGAGGCAAUCCUCAAACAAAUAUCAAUUCUAAUAAGAAUAUGACGGGUUUACCAAGAUUGACAGAAACAGAAACACCAAAAAAUUUUGUCAACAUGUUACUGUUACCAUCGAGCUUGUCGACAUCUACCACAGCGGUAAAUGAGCAAGAACCGAUUAAAGAUGGAACUAAUAAAAAGAGAAAGUGA
Molecule: messenger RNA, 3099 nt
Organism: Maudiozyma barnettii
Lineage: Eukaryota; Fungi; Ascomycota; Saccharomycetes; Saccharomycetales; Saccharomycetaceae
Gene: SIP4
Product: Sip4p
Exons: 1
Coding region: 1-3099 (1032 amino acids)
Biological process (GO): positive regulation of transcription by RNA polymerase II
Molecular function (GO): zinc ion binding; DNA-binding transcription factor activity, RNA polymerase II-specific; sequence-specific DNA binding
Source: RefSeq, a predicted model, not a curated record